Molecule: messenger RNA, 532 nt
Organism: Eurytemora carolleeae
Lineage: Eukaryota; Metazoa; Arthropoda; Copepoda; Calanoida; Temoridae
Exons: 6
Coding region: 1-462 (153 amino acids)
Molecular function (GO): protein binding
Source: RefSeq, a predicted model, not a curated record
AUGAAAACAGUAAAUGUGCUUAAUCUAAACACGCACUACUGGGAGCAGCACAUCAAUGAAAUGCCUGAGGCAAAAUCUGGCUUUGGAUGUACUAUAAUUAGAAGAGCCAAGGAUGAUAAAAGAAUGCUUGUUAUAUCUGGAGGUCUUGGCCUCUCCUACUGGACCUUCAUGGACACCAGCAAAUACUCUUGGAAUAUAUUGGUAUCUGACUCGAAAGCUGUGUCAUAUGCUCACAUAUUACAGCUUAGUUCAAGGGAAUUCUACCUCUUUGGAUCUUAUUAUGGAUCUGAUAACAGCUAUGCUAACUAUUGGUACUACUGGCAAGAUAAUAGCAUCGAAGGGAAUGAAACUGUGAUUCAGAAAUACCAGAAGAACCGACAAUCUCCAAGACAAUUUUUUGCUGUUGCAAGUAUUCCAAGAUCUUCUCUCAUACUGGGAAACUGUGUGAAACCAUCCCCCUAGAAAAAUUCCAGAAUACGUCUCUGACGUCAGCUUGGGGAAUUGUGACCUUAUAUCUGACAUAUUGUUGUAU